Hemibagrus wyckioides is the source of this 3207-nucleotide messenger RNA. RefSeq names its product polymeric immunoglobulin receptor. The record is from RefSeq and is a predicted model, not a curated record. Bases 69 to 1055 code for a protein of 328 amino acids. The transcript is spliced from 8 exons. NCBI's taxonomy places the organism in Eukaryota, Metazoa, Chordata, Actinopteri, Siluriformes, Bagridae.
GCAGGGAAAGAGUAUAAACAGUCAGGGAGGAAACAGAGCUGUUCACUUGACACACUUCUCAUACUCACAUGAUGAUGGGGAUGUUCCUUCUGAUGAUACUCAUCACAGUAAACCUUGCAGCUCCUGCAGGUAGUCAGGAUGCCAUCAAGUUGGAGCAUGUGUCUGUACAACAAGGAAAGUCCAUCAUCAUUCCUUGUUUAUAUAAAGCAAAAUAUAUUAAUAAUCAAAAGUACCUGUGUUUUGGAAGUCAUUUUUUUGUUUGCAAAGAUGUUAAGUCCUUAAAACACCGAAUGGUGUCCACCUCAGAUGACCAAACUAAGUAUAUAUUUACUGUGACUAUGAAAAAUGUAACAGCUAGCGAUGCGGGUUCUUAUUGGUGUUCAGUGGAAACCGCUGGCCUCGAUGUAAAAGAUAAAGACUUUCAACUAAAAGUCACAACAGCUACUCCUGAUCUGUAUGUGGAAAAUCAGACAGUCAUUGGAUAUGAGGGCAGCCAUGUGGUGAUUUCCUGCAAUCAUCAAUCUAAGUCACCCAAAGCAUGGUGCAAGAUUGGUGGUCCAUGUGUAAGCACUAGCGGAAACAUCAGCGGUGCAUCGGUUCAGCUCAGGAAUACGGACCGGGGUUUUAGUGUGACCAUGAGCAAGCUGGCGAUGAAGAACACAGGAUGGUACUGGUGCUCAGCAGGAAACUGGCAGAUGCCUGUUCACAUCACCGUGCAAAACGCUACAUCCAGCUGGGAGAGAAGCUCAUUUGCAUGGCUGAUAGUUUUAGGAUUGCUGCUUGCAGUAGCUUGUAUUGCUGUGACUGUGUUCAGGCAACACAAACAAAAGUGUGAAAUAUUCUCAUGGCGCGAGAGAUCUGAAAAUACAUACGUAAGCAUGAAAAAACCGAAUCCACAAACAAAGCAACAUACUGACGAAGAAGCUCAAGACUAUGAAAUUAUGUCCAGUCCUGUGCAAACAUCAGGGGUUCAAGGGAAAAACCGUGAAGGCUAUGAAUCAUGGAAGACAGAUGGAGGUCACAUUACAGACAAAGGACAUUACUGCACCUGCUGAAUGUGAUUUGCAUUACAAUCAAGUGGAGAAUAUGAAGUGGAAAAUAAAUAAGCUACAGUACAUACAUUUCCCUAAACACAGAAAUCGAGCUGUGUAUCAUCGGAUUCAUUAAAAAUUUCAUGUGCGUUUUUCAAAUCCUUUCCAAAAAAAUAAACAUAUCAAUAGAGUCACUAUUUUAUAACGUAUAGAAGUCUAGCCAUCACACUGCACUAGUCCUACUGCUUCAUAACUCUUUUACAAUCUUUUUAUCUUUGCCUCUAAUUUUUAUGGGAAAGCUUCUUUUGCUGUUCUUUAAUACUGCAUGUUAUGACUGUUUUUUCCUCAUGAAUGUGAAGGAAAUGCUUCACUGAGUGCUGUUAUAUAUUGUUCACGACAUACAAUUGUGCAACAUUUUUCCUUUGCAGUUUGCUUUUGGUCCUCAAGGGGGCGUCAGUGAUAUUUGUUUAGCUUACGGUGUGUAAGUACGGUAUGUAUACAUGAUGUAAAUUAGUCUAAGAUACAUAUUCUCAAAGUUCUUUGUAUCAUUUCAUGUAUUCUGUGAUGGUCUGGAUAAAUGUUUCUGCCAAAAGAUUCAUGAUAAUGUACAUAAAUGUAUGGAAAAAAUAUAUAUAUUUUGUAUUUUAUAUAUAUAUAUAUGUAUUGUACUAUGCAUGUGUUAUAUUGAAUGUCGUACCACAGUGCUGAUGAAUUCUCAAAUUAGAUUUUUCUGUGCGAGCAGCUCUGACACAGAGCUUUCGGCUGUAAUUCGAAACACAGGUUGGUAUUAAUGCGUUCUUUCUAACACCGGAGCAUUUCUACAGUAAGUGCUCGCUCCCUUGUAUAGUGAAGGCUUCAUAUAAUCUAGGCCAUUCAAUUUUCCACCGCAGGAACAUGUUCUGUAAAGAGGGCUUUGCGUUUAUUGGUUUCUUAACAAAAUUUUUCCUUCUUCUUAACUUUAAAUAGCUUAAAGAAAAUUCUGUUUAUGGCCGCUUUAACAUAACAUUUUGUCCUCAAAGUUGAUGUGUUAGAAGCAGAAAAAAUGGGCAAGUGUAAGGAUUUGAGCGAGUUUGACGAAGGGCCAGAUUGUGAUGGCUAGACCACUGGAUCAGAGCAUCUCCAAAACUGCAGCUCUUGUGGGGUCUUGUGCAGUGGUCAGUAUCUAUAAAAAGUGGUCCAAUGGAGGGACAGUGGUGAACCGGUGACAGGGUCAUGGGCGGCCAAGGCUCAUUGAUGCAUGUGGGGAGCAAAGGCUGGCCCGUGUGAUCCGAUCCAACAAACGAGAUACUGUUGCUCAAAUUGCUGAAAAAGUUAAUGCUGGUUCUGAUAGAAAGGUGUUGUUGUGUAUGGGGCUCCUGACCCCUGUGCACCACUGAAAGCGCCAACAAUGGGCACGUGAGCAUCAUAACUGGAGCACGGAGCAAUGGUCUGAUGAAUCACAUGGCAGGGUGCAUGUGCAUCGCUUACCUGGGGAACACAUGGACCAGGAUGCACUAUGGCAUAGGUGUCAAACCGUAUCCACAAAGGGCCGGUGUAGGUGCAGGUUUUCAUUCCAACCAAGCAGAAUGUGGAUGUUACUUUGACACGUACCACCUAACUAAGCAUUGGUGGAGACCAUGUACACCCUUUCAUGGAAACAGUAUUCCCUGAUGGCUGUGGCCUCUUUCAGCAGGAUAAUGCACCCUGCCACAAACAUUACAUUAAAGAACUCAUAUCCGUUCUCAUAUCUGCAUUGAAAACAAAUCCUUAACGUAGUUUAAAUGUGUCUACACCUAAGAAUACUAUCUGCCUAAUCCCUGUUAGAGAAGAGUUAGCACAAUGAAAAUAAUGCUUAGUGAAGAGGUAGGUGCUGAAGAUAAGAGAAGUUCACUCCUCCAGCUGGGGUCAGCACAGAAAAAAGUAUUCCUGAGUGUUUCUCUUGUAUCUUGAGGGAUGAUGGGGUCAAGUGCUAGGCAAAUUCUAGCGGUUCAGAGGACCAUGGUGUAGCACAGCCUUCAGGAUGUUCUGAAAAGAAAAAAAACACAGGCCCAGUGUCUGGACUGUAAAUGCAGCAGAUUACAGAGACUAAAGCCCUAACUAAUCUAUCUGCAUGAUCAUUUUGCAUUGUACCGCUGCCACGUCGUUUGUUGAUGAGAUAACUGCAUGAAUAUGUAUGUGUGCAGGUGUUCCCUAAUAA